GUGUAAGAAGCUCUGUUUUCAAUUUUCUUCUGCUCAAAUGGCUGCGGGAAGAAGAUAAGACUUUGAUUUAUAUAAGAAGCGGUCGAUGAUGAUAAUGGUGAAAUCUUCUUUCUUUUUGAAAGAUAGCGGCGAAUAGAGAACUUUCUUUUUCAUUUUUCUGCUUAGAUUCUUAGAAAGUAGAAUCCUUUCUUCUUCUUCUUCAAUUAGAUCUUCAUUUUAGUACAUGGGUAGUGAGAUUUUGUAGUUAUUACAGCUUAUACGAGUUUUGAGAGUUGUAUUUUUUCUGGGUUUUACAAUUUUGUGGCUGAUAAUUGAUCGGCAAUUGGUCUGACCCCACAAUUGAGUUGUCAAUCUUCCAUCUGUAUUUCCCCCUUCCCCGACAUCCGCGAGUGUGUUUACUGAAACGUUCUAUCCUCAAUGAUGGCUUGUGGGCUUUGUUUGUUAUAGAUAGAAUUUCAUCGUUUUGUUGUAUCUUCAUUAAUACUACUCUGUGGCUCAUUUUAGCAAUUGGGUUGUUGUAGAAAGUGAGUUUAGACCUAGUUAGUACAGGUUUUCUAUGGAGACUGGGAUAGGAAUUGAUGAUGAAGGUGAUAACAAAGGAAGUAUGUGGGAUUUGGAUCAGAAACUUGAUCAACCCAUGGAUGAAGAAGCUGGAAGGCUCAGGAAUAUGUAUAGAGAAAAAAAGUUUUCAGCUCUAUUACUGGCUAGACUUGCAUUUCAAAGUCUUGGAGUGGUUUAUGGAGAUUUAGGAACAUCUCCACUGUAUGUAUUCUACAAUACUUUUCCUAGAGGAAUAAAGGAUCCUGAGGAUGUGAUUGGAGCUCUUUCAUUGAUUAUAUAUUCCCUUACUCUUAUUCCAUUACUCAAAUAUGUGUUUAUUGUCUGUAAAGCAAAUGACAGUGGUCAAGGUGGAACUUUUGCUCUAUACUCGUUGUUAUGUAGACAUGCCAAAAUUAGAACAAUUCCAAAUCAGCAUAGGACUGAUGAAGAGUUGACAACUUAUAGCCGUAGCACAUUCCAUGAACAUUCGUAUGCUGCGAAAACUAAGAGAUGGUUGGAGAAGUAUACUUCUAGAAAGAAUGCCCUUCUGAUACUCGUUCUUGUUGGCACUUGUAUGGUUAUUGGCGAUGGAAUUCUCACGCCUGCUAUUUCAGUUCUUUCAGCUUCUGGUGGAAUAAAGGUGGAUCAUCCUCAGAUGAGCAAUGAUUUGGUGGUGCUUGUUGCGGUGGUGAUUUUGGUUGGUUUAUUCAGCGUGCAACAUUAUGGUACCGAUAAAGUGGGGUGGUUAUUUGCUCCGAUUGUACUCCUUUGGUUCCUUUGUAUCGGAGUUAUAGGAAUGUACAACAUAUGGAAACACGAUAGCAGAGUUCUGAAAGCAUUUUCUCCGGUUUAUAUCUAUCGAUAUUUCAAAACAGGAGGGAAAGACGGUUGGACCUCUCUUGGAGGAAUCAUGCUUAGUAUAACAGGAACAGAGGCUCUAUUUGCGGAUUUGGCUCAUUUUCCUGUCCCAGCUAUACAACUUGCUUUUACUGCUGUUGUGUUUCCUUGCCUUUUACUAGCUUAUUCUGGUCAAGCCGCCUAUCUCAUGAAACACCAGGAUCAUGUCUUUGAGGCGUUUUAUCGAUCUAUCCCCGAAAGUAUAUAUUGGCCUAUGGUGAUUGUGGCCACUUUAGCUGCAAUUGUGGCUAGUCAAGCUACUAUAUCGGCUACAUUCUCUAUAAUCAAACAGGCACUUGCACUAGGAUGUUUUCCUCGUGUUAAAGUUGUUCAUACGUCGAAGAAGUUUCUCGGGCAGAUCUAUAUUCCCGAUAUUAAUUGGAUUCUCAUGAUCCUUUGUAUUGCUGUCACUGCUGGUUUCAGAAAUCAGAGCCAAAUCGGCAAUGCUUAUGGUACUGCGGUGGUGAUAGUGAUGUUGGUUACGACGUUACUCAUGACACUAAUCAUGUUACUCGUAUGGCAUUGCCAUUGGAUCUUCGUGAUCGUGUUCAUCGUCUUGUCUCUGUUUGUUGAGUGCACUUACUUCUCGGCCGUCCUCUUUAAAAUCGAUCAAGGAGGUUGGGUACCGCUCGUGAUCGCGGCUGCAUUCCUCAUAAUCAUGUACGUCUGGCACUACGGAACGUUGAAGCGUUACGAGUUCGAAAUGCACAGCAAGGUGUCAAUGGCGUGGAUCCUCGGGUUGGGACCGAGUCUAGGACUGGUCCGAGUCCCGGGAAUAGGUCUGGUCUAUACCGAGCUAGCAAGUGGCGUCCCUCAUAUAUUCUCGCACUUCAUAACCAACCUCCCCGCAAUACAUUCUGUGGUUGUAUUCGUGUGCGUGAAAUACCUACCGGUGUAUACUGUCCCCGAGGAGGAGCGAUUUUUGGUGAAACGUAUUGGUCCGAAGAAUUUCCACAUGUUUAGAUGCGUGGCGAGAUACGGGUACAAGGAUCUACACAAGAAAGAUGAGGAUUUCGAGAAGAAGUUGUUCGACAAUUUGUUCAUGUUCGUCCGGUUGGAGACAAUGAUGGACGGUUGUUCGGACUCAGACGAGUACAGCUUGUGCGAGAGGUCAAGGUCAGGGGAUUCGGUUGGGAGGGAGGAGACGGUUUCGUCGACGGAUUCGAUAAUGAGGGUGAAGUCGCCAAUGAGGGUUCAAAGGAGCAGCGCGAACAUGUCGUCGACAAACGGGGAAGUGGACGAGUUGGAGUUUUUAAACGGUUGUAGGGACGCGGGGGUUGUUCAUAUACUCGGGAACACGGUGGUUAGGGCGAGGCGGGAAUCGAGGAUUUUGAAAAGAAUAGCGGUUGAUUAUAUUUAUGCUUUUCUUAGGAAGAUAUGCAGGGAAAAUAGUGUUAUUUUUAAUGUUCCUCAUGAAAGCCUCUUGAAUGUUGGUCAAGUGUUUUAUGUUUAGUAAGUAGUUAUAGUUAGUUUCAUUCCCUUUUGUUAUCAUCAUAAUAAACAUCAUUCUAUCCAUUUCAUUGUUUAUUUGGA
Impatiens glandulifera is the source of this 2970-nucleotide messenger RNA. Its product is annotated as potassium transporter 11-like. The transcript has 5 exons. Lineage: Eukaryota; Viridiplantae; Streptophyta; Magnoliopsida; Ericales; Balsaminaceae. The record is from RefSeq and is a predicted model, not a curated record. Gene Ontology annotation, biological process: potassium ion transmembrane transport. Gene Ontology annotation, molecular function: potassium ion transmembrane transporter activity. Bases 557 to 2890 code for a protein of 777 amino acids. Gene Ontology annotation, cellular component: membrane.